AUGGCUCAAGAAGAGAUGGAAGUUGAUCUCCAGCCAGCGGCUGGUUACUCGGUAGAGAACUUCAGGAUGCUUCCCGCAGAGCACUCUGGUCACACAGCACUGUCGUCCCAUGCUCCAGUGCUCAGUGAAGGAGGCGGCGGCAGCGUUACAGUUCUUCCUGCGGAUGACGCUGUUGUCAUACCAAAUACUGGUGCAACAAGGGAAGCAUCUGCUGAGCCUGACCCACAGUUGAGUCCUGCCUCCACUCUCAAUGGACUGCAAAGGCUACGAGGAGCAUUUGAUCUGUAUCAGCCAUUGCCUGUGCCACAGGUCAUGCAGCAUCCGCGAGUGAGGAGAGCUCGCAGGCAACAGAGAAUUGGUGGUUCCCAGAGGACUGUCAGUGUCAGGACAGCAUUGGACAGUUACUUUCAACUCAGCAGGACCCAAGAGCCAGCUACAGGACCAGUUCCACAUCUGGAGCCCUUGCGUAUUGCGAGGGAUAGCCAGGAACACAGCUCAGAUGAAACAGUAGAAGUGAGUGACUCUGACAGCAGCACUUCUGCUGAGGAGGAGGAAGCAGUGGAGGCUGCAGCACCGUUGUUGCCAUCAGCCCAGGAGACACCUCCAGCAGCUAGCUCAGGAGCUUCCAGUCAGGUCCAAGCAGAGCCAUCUCAAGCUUCUGCAGAACAUGGAAGUCAUGAAGAGGCUGAAGUCCAGCAAGAGCAGAGAACUCCACUAAAGAAACUGGAACCAUCAGUUCCUGUUGCACCGCUGGAUGAGGAGGAAGGGGAUACCUGUGCAAUCUGCUUUGAGCAGUGGACCAAUGCAGGGGACCACCGUCUCUCAGCAUUGCGGUGUGGGCACCUAUUUGGUUACACAUGCAUUGAAAGGUGGCUAAAGGGACAGGCGGGGAAGUGCCCCCAGUGCAAUAAGAAAGCAAAACGUUCUGACAUUGUGAUCCUGUAUGCUCGUACUUUGAAAACACUGGAUACCAGUGAACAGGAACGCAUGAAAAGCUCUUUAGAAAAGGAGCAGAUGUUACGGAGACAGGCAGAGCUGGAAUCUGCACAGAGCCGUCUCCAGUUGCAGGUUUUGACAGAUGAAUGCAGCAAACUCCGCAAGCAAGUUCAGGAGCUGAAGGCUCUGGUGGCUCAGCACAAUGUGAAUGCUUCUCAGCAACCUGGCAGUUCCCGUGCCCGCCUCCCAGGCAGCCUCCCCUCCAGCCAAAGCCAGCGCAAGUACCACUUGGAAAAGGUUUUUGUGGUGUCUCAGACUGGGAACUGCAGGGUAAUGGCAUACUGUGACUCACUGAGUUGUCUCGUGGUAUCACAGCCUUCUCCACAGUCUACUUUUAUUCCUGGUUGUGGUGUUAAGAUGAUGAGCGUGGCCAACCUGAAGAGCAGUCAGUACAUCCCCAUCCAUAGUAAACAGAUUCGGGGACUGGCUUUCGGCAGUCGAGCAGAUGGCUUGCUGCUGUCUGCUGCUCUGGACAACACUCUUAAACUUACCAGCUUGGCAACAAAUACUGUAGUGCAGACAUACAAUGCUGGCCGUCCUGUCUGGAGCUGCUGCUGGUGCCUCGAUGAUACAAACUACAUCUAUGCUGGAUUGGUCAAUGGCUCUAUCAUGAUAUAUGAUUUGAGAGACACGAACUCCCAUGUCCAGGAACUAGUUCCUCAGAAGUCAAGGUGCCCCAUGGUAUCGCUGUCCUAUCUGCCGCGGAUGGCUUCAGCAUCACUGCCUUACGGUGGAAUAUUAGCUGGGACCUUGGAAGGAGCCUGCUUUUGGGAACGGAAAGCUGGCAACUCCUACCGGCCUCAUCACCUGCCACUGGAACCUGGAGGAUGCAUCGAUAUUCAAACAGAGAUCAGCACACGGCACUGCCUCGCGACAUACAGGCCUAGUAAAAAUAACCCAUGUGUGCGUUGUGUGAUGAUGGAACUGACUUGCAGCCCACUGACAGAGGCAUCUGAAGAUGUGGUGUGUUCUUCUAACCCAGUUCAGACUUUCAGUGCUGGGCCCACCUGCAAGUUGCUGACCAAGAAUGCCAUUUUUCAGAGCCCAGAGGAGGAUGGCAGCGUCUUUGUGUGUGCUGGUGAUGAGGCAUCUAAUUCUGCCCUGCUAUGGGAUGCUGGAAGUGGCUCCUUGCUGCAGAAGCUGCAGGCUGACCUGCCUGUGCUGGAUAUCUGCCCCUUGGAAGUGAACCAAACCCACCUCCUGGCUACUCUGACUGAGAAGACAGUGAAGAUCUACAAGUGGCAGUGAGAGCUGUCCCUGCCACACCUGCCACAGAGAGGCUUUCCAAAUAUGCUGCUGACUAACCCUACACAACCACUCAGUCCCAGACUCUGCUGUCCUG
Molecule: messenger RNA, 2338 nt
Organism: Pelecanus crispus (Dalmatian pelican)
Lineage: Eukaryota; Metazoa; Chordata; Aves; Pelecaniformes; Pelecanidae
Gene: RFWD3
Product: ring finger and WD repeat domain 3
Biological process (GO): protein ubiquitination; interstrand cross-link repair
Cellular component (GO): nucleus
Molecular function (GO): protein binding; ubiquitin-protein transferase activity
Source: RefSeq, a predicted model, not a curated record